Molecule: messenger RNA, 666 nt
Organism: Mobula hypostoma (lesser devil ray)
Lineage: Eukaryota; Metazoa; Chordata; Chondrichthyes; Myliobatiformes; Myliobatidae
Gene: ncbp2
Product: nuclear cap binding protein subunit 2
Exons: 5
Coding region: 341-628 (95 amino acids)
Biological process (GO): mRNA cis splicing, via spliceosome
Cellular component (GO): nuclear cap binding complex
Molecular function (GO): RNA cap binding
Source: RefSeq, a predicted model, not a curated record
GUCGAGCGUCGUGGCGGAGUUUAUUUUUCGACUUUCGCAAGGAUCCGUUUCCAGCCGAAGUUAUGUCAGUAUCGCUGAAUGCCCUCAACAGCGACUCUCACGUGGAGCUGAGCCAGUACCGAGACCAGCACUUUCGGGCACAACAAUGAACAGUUGAUGAAGGCCUUGACACGAGGAGGACACAGCGCUGACAUUGAGCACACAUAAGGGAAGCCGAUAUGAGCAGGACAGACUGCUGAGAUACAGUUGUACUCUCUAUGUUGGGAAUCUGUCAUUCUACACAACUGAAGAACAGAUCUAUGAGCUCUUCUCAAAAAGUGGAGAUGUUAAAAGAAUCAUCAUGGGCCUGGAUAAAAUCAAGAAAACUUCAUGCGGAUUCUGUUUUGUGGAAUAUUACACACGUGCUGAUGCUGAACAUUGUAUGAGGUUUAUUAACGGAACACGUUUGGAUGAUCGCAUUAUCAGAACAGAUUGGGAUACCGGCUUCAGGGAAGGCAGGCAGUUUGGCCGAGGAAAAUCUGGCGGUCAGGUGCGUGACGAAUACAGGACUGAUUAUGAUGCCGGAAGAGGUGGUUUUGGAAAGCUGGUCCAGAUGCAGCGGGUUCCAGAACCAAGACAGAAAUUCUAGAGUUUACAUUGUCUUUGCAUGUACAUUUUCAGUUAAUG